Molecule: messenger RNA, 4645 nt
Organism: Dreissena polymorpha
Lineage: Eukaryota; Metazoa; Mollusca; Bivalvia; Myida; Dreissenidae
Product: protein mono-ADP-ribosyltransferase PARP14-like
Exons: 12
Coding region: 133-1767 (544 amino acids)
Biological process (GO): negative regulation of gene expression
Cellular component (GO): nucleus; cytoplasm
Molecular function (GO): transcription corepressor activity
Source: RefSeq, a predicted model, not a curated record
UUUUUGUAAAUUAACAUUAAUCUUUUAAAAAAUCGUGUGGCUCUAUUUGGGUUGGAAAGUCCGAAGACAAGCGUUAAGGAGGUAAUAUUUUGCACACAGAAUGAUAACUUUGUCGAAGUCUACACUAAGUGUAUGGGGGCGUUGAAAGAGACAUGGUUCACCCUUCAAGGAAGGCGACCAGUACAAACAGAAUUGAUCGAUUCCACUGCCACCUCAACAGAAGACCAACCAGCGGUUAACAACAAUGUCGUUAUAAAGUUAGACAACUCGCUGUUUUGGACCAGGCGACCUCUAAAACCGAAACGAUGGACAAACAGAGGAGGGGAGAUUCAUGGGGAUCUUCCAAUUCAAACUGACGAAUAUUCUCAUGGUUUGCCGUUUAAAAUACAUGUAACAGAGCGUACAACCCUACAUAUUGUCACCGGUGAUGUAACUCAACAACAGGUGGAUGUGAUUGUGAACGUCUGCGAUUCUUAUCCAACUAAAAGUGGAAGAUUGUCCACAGACAUCAUUCGAGCUGGAAAUAUUAUGCAAGAAUGGACAAAUCUAGGAAGGCUUGAGUUUGGCGAGGUAAAGAGCACAGGGGCUGGUAAAGGUAGCCUUAGGUCUAAAUGCGUGUAUCACGUUAUUGGACCUUCAAAAGAGUGUGACUUUGUUACGAACUUGAAAACGAUUGCUGAUAUUGUCAGAGAUUGCCUUGAGAAAACCGUACAAGACGGGUACACUUCCACUGUGUUCCCAGUGCUUAACCAAGGAAGAUUAAGAGCCGACAAAGUGGCUGAAGCUAUGGUGAAAGCAGUUGUCCAGUUUUGUAAUAAACCGCACGAAAACAUAUCGGAUAUAUUGAUUGUCAUAUAUUACACUGACAAAUUUACUGAGAAUGUAUUUGAACAAACAAUUCCAACACUGCUGCAAAUUGCUAUGCCUACAGAAGCCAAUGAAUCUAAUCUACCAGUAGUAGGAAGGAGGACGGCUGUAUACGUCGAGCGAAACACUUUGGAGCACACAGACGCCGACGACAUCGCGGUGUUCAAGAUAGUUGCCAAGGGCAACAUUCAACAAAUAAUGACACAAAUUAAAGAUUGCAUCGAAGUCGAAAUCCCGUCGGAAGAGUUUACUCCUGACCAGCCAUUGUCAGUUAAGGAAGAAUCAUGUUUGAAGACACUGGAGAAGAAGCACAUUGUAGACGUUGACAUUGACAAAAACACAAAACGAAUUCUGGUUACUGGUCUGAGGAGAAAUGUUGAACGAUGCAAGCUGGAGGUCAUGCAGUUGUUAUUCAAGGACUUCCCACUAUGGAGAUAUAGAGAAAAACUUAUGGAAUCAGUCGCUCAUAGUGUGCAGUGGUACUACGAAGAAGGCGGCGUUAAGAAAGAACACGACAGGGCAUCAAACUUUGAGCUUCAGUACGGUUUUACUGUCGGAAAGGAUUUUACCUAUACGUGCAAUGGCGUUCGAUUCAGGGUGGAUUUGCAGAGUCAGAUAGAAUGCCCCGAAGAAAAUCCAGGCCAAUACAGACAACUUUAUCAGAGAUUCCUAGCACUUCAAAGAAUUGAAAUACCAGAAAAUUGGUCAAUUGCAUGGUCACAAGAGACAGAUCAAGCAAGAGUUCAACUCAGUCCGUCCGAUCAAGAAUAUAUUGACGUGAAAGUGAAGAUUUUGAAAGAUGGACUCCAACCAAACACAAUCAUCAAUGCAAGAUCUACACAUUUCUUCUUCCUUCUAAUUCCUCUUUUAAUAACUAAAUGCUUGGCCCUCCGAAAAUGAACAAAACAUCAUAUUACGUUCAAAAACGAAUUGCACAAUGAGCGGUCUGUUAAGAAAGCGCAAACGAGGUUUCUAUUUAUUUGGAGAACCUAGAGAAUUAUACUUACCGUAAAGCUCAUGUAUUUAUGCACAUCUGUCUGUUAGAGUUGAUUAAGUUAAUUCAUUAACGAGAAAGUCUUAUUUAUUAAAAAGUUACUGCAGAUCUUGAGUGUGUAAUUGUGUCUUCGGAUAUUUUUAUGUCGCAAUACCGCAUCGAUAUUGAGGUCAGCGGAAACAUAUACAUAUAUGAUGAUGACACAUUGUCUGCAUUUCCUUAGCUCAGCAAAUGUAUGUCAUGAAAUUUAGCAUAUUGGAAAGUAUGCUAAUAUAUGCAUUUUUAACUCACGACAGUGAUAAUCGGUCAGUAACCAACGACGAAACUAUAAUCUAUAUAAGGCAAUUGCUUUUAUUAGAUCUUCAGGUUGGAGCACAGAUAUAUGUGGCUGACAUAUCAAGCUAAAAACAACACAUCGAGUCACAAAAUCUGAGGGGUGUACAGAAUGAGAGGUUACUGUGGCAUGGCACAGGCAGCGGGACAGUAGAUCUGAUCGUUAGAAAUGGAUAUGACCGCAGUUUCUGCGGAAAAAAUGCGACAGCGUACGGAAAUGGCGCAUAUUUCGCAACAUCUUCAAAGUACUCUAAUGGAUUCGCCGUUGCCGAUGCAUCUGGUGUGUGUCGCAUGUUCUUAAACAAGGUUUUAACUGGCGAAUAUACCGCCGGAGCCAAUGGAAUGAGAUGCCUUCCCCAGAAAACAAUAUUAAAUGGCAUUCCUGUAUUGUUUGAUAGCGCUGUCAACCACGUUGGAAAUCCGGCAAUUUUCGUUAUAUUUCAUGAUUCCCAGGUGUAUCCGGAAUAUUUGAUAGAAUACAAAUAAUCAAGUGAAAAUAAAAACGUACUCGAUGAAAUGCGUCAUUUUUUUUUCUUUUAUAUAUCUUGUUAAUCCACAACACAAACCUCUCGUAACACUUGUAUAACCAAAACAAUUUUCAAAGUUUGUCUUUUUAAAUACAUAACGAAUGCUGGAAAUAUGUUAAAUUAACCAGUAGACUAUUUUAAAAAAGGUUUCAAUUUGUAAGUCAUUUCUCAUAAAUGUAUGUUAACUCAUAGAUUGUACUAUGCGAUCUAAUUUUUUUAGUGUGACUGGUUUAUUGAGUUUAUAAAAUACUAAAAAAGUAUUAUUUAAACUGAUUUUUUUUCUGUAAAUCUGUCAUCAUUAAUAAUUUUCAAUAUCAUGUAUAAUAUGAGCAGAUAUUUGGAAUAAAAUUACUGUAUAUCUUGAAUUUAUUGUCAUAUAUGACUAAACAAAUCUUAAUAAAAAUGUUGUAGGUUUGUGUAAAGAUGCCUAUUUUUAAAUAUCAAUCAUCAGUAUCUGUGAUUUUUAUUGAGAAAACUCUUUAAAACAUGUUUUUCUGUACUCGAAAGUCGGUAUUUUAUUGAAAAAUUCGAUUUUGGACUAUAUAACUUUUUAAUAUUGAAUAUGAUAUCGAAAAUUCGGUUACAUGUACGUCGAAGGUUUCAUAGUAUUACAUAUUGUGUUAUACAUUUAAGCUUGACUUUCUAUUGGCCUGAUCAUUCCAGUCAGAAUUGAUGUUUUGUGUGACGUUUGCAAUGAUUAAAGCGUUGUGUUUUCGUUAAUUUAAGUUACAUUUUUUGCAGUUAUUGUUGAUGUCAAUAGUUUAAUGUUUACGGUAUACACGUAUCACUAAAACGUGUAAAUAUUAAAUAUUGAUCACUUUGCAAUAAUUAAAAAUAUAUGAAGUACUAUUAUACAUUCGCCGACAACGAAGAUAUUUCCGUACAUAAUAGUUCAUGUGAUAUAUUUUAUUAAUUUUUUAAUAUAUUAUUGUAAUAUCAUAUUUUCAUUCAUGUUAAUAUAUUUUAGCUUAGUGUCAUUUUUAAUGUUUUCCAUGUUUAUGCAUGUUUAUAUAAGUAAGUAGAACGUGUUGUUCUGAUGCAAAAUAUUGUUAUGGAUAAUAACCUCAUUAUAUGUUCUAUGAUGUCAAUGAACAUAUGCGUUGGUAUGAUUAGCUGCACUUUAGAAGCGGGGAAUAACUGAUUUCACAAUUUAUCGCAAGAAUUAAAUAUAUCUUAUCACGUUAUUAAACAGGGCUGUACAGCAAAGAUAAUUGAGACGUGUGUAAAAUCAGUAAGUAACCGACGUUAAAGGGGCCUUUUCACGUUUUGGUUAAUUGACAAAAUAAAAUUGUUUCAAAUUCGCAAAUUUUCGUUGUAGUUAUGAUAUUUGUGAGCAAAAAGUAAUAUUGAACAUUUACUACGCUCUAAAAUAUCCAUUUAUAAUUAUGCAUCUUUUGACGAUUUAAAAACCUGAAAAUUAUAAAGCGUUGCAACGCGAAACGAUUGAAUAAUUUGGAUAGUUCUGCUGUUUAGUUAUAUUUUGUGAUACUACGAAGAUUGCUUAUAUAGAGUAAAAAAUACAUGACUCACUCUAUGAGCACGGAUAGCCGAGUGGUGUAAGCGGUAGACUUUUACUCCAGGGGUCAGUGGUUCGAGCCCAGUUGAGGGUCACCUUUUUCUUUCUUUUACUUUAUUCUUGUUUGUUUUUUUACUGAAGCUUUUUAGAUCAAAUUUUUACAUUUAUCAAUAUAAAGCAUUCAAUGACAAACUUCAAUACAUGCCAAAAUCUGUGAAAAGGCCCCUUUAAAAUAGUUAUGUAGUAUACAUGUUUGUUUUUUACAAAACAAUUUUCAGCAACUAGUUCAGCACAUUUUUGUGUCAAAAGUAUGCAAGUAUAUUGUCACCAUGCGCCAAGUCACCGUUCUGUAUUAGAGUCGUUUGUGUAGUGCUGCUAACACUUGGAUUCAAUAAAGCAUUAUUGUGA